AUGGUCGUCAACGGCCGUCCAUUAAAGAGGAUGAAAAGAAGAGUAACGGCCGACCUCAACGAUUUUCUAACUUUCCCCUCCGGCGAUUUAACGCCGACGGCCCCUUUCCGUACCAGCGUCCGUGAGUUUUUGCUACGGCACGCGCUCCUACCCCCGCCGUCGUCUCUCCUACCGCAUCUGCUGACGUGGCAGAUCCUGUUCCGGGUUGGGGAACAGACGAGCUCCGCCGUGGGCGGUGGCGAUGCUGCCGAGUUGUUGGGUGGAGCGGGAAUCCUGUAUGUGGAAAGAGAUACCAUUUCAUAA
Molecule: messenger RNA, 303 nt
Organism: Lactuca virosa
Lineage: Eukaryota; Viridiplantae; Streptophyta; Magnoliopsida; Asterales; Asteraceae
Source: the annotation of a GenBank genome assembly